AUGGCUUCUUGGUGGUCUGCAAUAUGCUUUUUGAUUUUCUUAGUUUCAUCAUUACUUUCUCUUGAUUCUAGUAAUAUGGCUCUUGCUAACAAUUCUGUUUCUGCUUCGUUGCAAUAUCCGAAGCAGUUAUGCCAUCAUCAAGAGAACUUAGCCUUGCUUCAGUUCAAGCAAAGCUUUCUCAUUACUUGUUCUGCAUCUAAAUCGGCCUUUGCACAUCCAAAGGUCAGAACAUGGCUGAAUGAAUCAUUUGAUGAUCAAGUGAAAAGCGGAACUAGCUUUCGUACUGGUGAUUGUUGUAGGUGGGACGGUGUCAAGUGUAACAAGGAGACAGGUCAUGUGAUUAGUCUCAACCUCAGUAGCAGCUGCCUUUACGGCACAUUUCCUCAAAAUAGCACUCUCUUUAGCCUUGAUCAUCUCCAAGUGCUUGAUCUGUCUGAUAAUGACUUCAACUUUUCUCAAAUCCCAUCUGCCAUUGAGCGCCUUUCCAAACUAACAAAGCUCAAUCUUUCUUCAUCCGAUUUCAGUGGCCAUAUUCCAAUGGGGAUUUUGAAAUUAUCCAGCCUCUCGAUUCUUGAUCUUUCCCUAUCGGCUGUAAGUGGCUCCAAAUUGGAAUUUCAGCAUGGUUUGAGUUUUCAGAAGUUGGUUAGUAAUUUAACUCAUUUAACCCGACUCUAUCUUAAUUUUGUUGAUAUAUCAUAUCCUGUGCCUGUUAGUUUAACCAACCUGACCUCUCUAAAAUCUCUCUCCCUUUCUGAGUGCAAUCUAUAUGGUAGAUUUCCACCAGGUAUUUUACUGUUGCCAAAGCUUGAACUUGUCCAUUUGAGUGGCAACAUCAACCUAGAAGGAUUUCUUCCAGAAUUUUCGUCUAAUAGCUCUCUUCAAAUUUUAGAUUUUAGCAGUACAUCAUUUUCUGGGGAAUUACCCCAUUCCGUUGGUAAUCUUGGCAGCUUGACUGAGUUAACCAUCUGGAAGACUGGUUUCACCGGACAAAUCCCAUCCUCAUUACUCAGUAAACUGGAGCACCUAGCACUUCACAAUACGGGUUUAUGGGGUGAAAUCCCACCUGCUCUAGCAAACCUUACUCAACUCAAUUGGUUGGAUCUUAAUUCAAACCCACUAUCAGGUCCAUUUCCAGUUUGGCUAGCAAAUCUAACAAAGUUAAACUACUUAGAUCUACUUGGUAAUCAGUUUCAAGGUCCAGUGAUACCACCGUCGUUUUCUCAGCUGAUUAAUCUUAAAGCACUCUUAUUGUCUUCCAAUGGCUCAGUUGCCAUGUUUGACACCUUACUGAAACUUCCAUAUCUAAAUAUGUUAUAUUUGUCUGAUAUUAACCUUAGAUUCUUUCCUAAUGCAAGAACCAAUUCAUCCCUUCCCAAGUUUUCUGUCCUGGAACUUCAAUCAUGCAACUUAACAGAAUUUCCACAGUUCCUGCAUCAUCAGGAUAAUCUAAUGUUCCUAUCCUUCAAACAAAACAACAUUGUGGGCACCAUACCACAAUGGUUUGUGAACAGAACCUUAGACAGUCUAUCAGAACUCGACCUUAGUGACAACUUUUUAACAGGCUUUGAACAGCCACCUCAAGUCUUCCUCCCAUGGAAUAAUUUGGGGGCAUUGUAUAUUCAGGGAAAUAUGUUCCAAGGCCGACUUCUAAUUCCUUCAAAGUCCUUGCUAGUUUACCAUGCCUCUGGAAAUCAGUUGUCUGGAGACAUCCCGAAGCAAAUCUGCAACGCUAGUUCUCUUGCAUACUUAGAUUUGUCCAUGAAUAACUUCAGUGGUGGGAUCCAAACUUGUAUUGGUACUCAUCUAGGUAAUUCUCUGCAAGUCUUGAAUUUGCGUGGCAAUCGUCUUCAAGGCGCCAUUCCUCAAACAUUCACAAGGGCUUGUAAAUUGAAGAUGAUUAACUUAAGCGAAAAUCAAUUGAAGGGACUGUUACCAAAGUCAUUGUCCAAUUGUCGAAUGCUUGAAGUACUUGAUGUUGGAAAAAAUCAUCUUAAUGACACUUUCCCAUCAUGGUUAGGAGGUAUUCCCAAGUUGAGUAUUCUUGUCUUGAGGCAUAACAAUUUUCAUGGUAGGAUACCAUCUCCGGAACCUGGUGAUCAUUUUAGUAGCUUAAGAAUAAUUGACCUAUCUAAUAAUUUUCAUACUGGUAAUUUACCUUACACAUACCUUCGAAACUGGCUUUCGAUGAAAGUUACAAGCGAAGCUCAGUUGAAUUCAUCUAGCUCUGAAAUUGAGAUCCAUAUUAGGAGUGGUUCAAAUAUAUUUAUUACAUUGCAUCAACCUUACUCCUAUAUAAUCACCAUCAGCAAUAAAGGCAGUGAAACAGUAUACUCGAAGAUAUUGACCGUGUUUCGAGUGAUUGAUUUUUCAAGCAAUAGCUUCACCGGAGGAAUUCCGGUUCUUCUUGGAAACCUAAGAGGACUUCAGGCACUUAACUUAUCCAACAAUCAACUUCAUGGAGGUAUCCCAUCAUCUUUUGCAAAUAUUAUAGACCUUGAGGCAUUAGAUCUUUCUCAAAACAUGCUCUCAGGAGAGAUCCCACAACAGUUAACCGAGUUAACAUUUCUUGCGGUCUUCAAUGUCUCUCACAAUCGUCUCGAGGGACGGAUACCUCAAGGAGAACAAUUCAACACCUUUGAUAAUAGCUCUUUUGAUGGGAACUUAGCACUAUGUGGAUUUCCAUUGUCGGAGAAGUGUGAAAACACAGACUCUCCUCAACAACCACCGCCAGCAGUGAUAGAAGAGGACUCGAAGUUGAUUGACUGGAUAAUUCGAUCUUUGGGUUGUGCAAGCGGGUUUAUUGUAGGUUUUAUCAUUGGGAAAAUCUACAUAGCUGAUAGGCAUCAUGACUGGUUUACGGAAACUUUUGGAAGGAGGCGACCGAAGCCAAGAGCAAGGAGAUCAAGACAAAGUCGCAGGAGAAAUUGA
This is a messenger RNA of Chenopodium quinoa (quinoa), 2928 nucleotides long. Its product is annotated as receptor like protein 30-like. The transcript has 2 exons. Gene Ontology annotation, molecular function: protein binding. The record is from RefSeq and is a predicted model, not a curated record. NCBI's taxonomy places the organism in Eukaryota, Viridiplantae, Streptophyta, Magnoliopsida, Caryophyllales, Amaranthaceae. The coding region runs from base 1 to 2928 and encodes 975 amino acids.